AGUUCAUUACCAUUCUCUGUGUCGUGCGGUAAUCUCGAAAAAGAAAAUUUUCUAUUUACAAACGGUCUUUGGGUCGGUGGAAGAAAAGGAAGUGAAAAUUGUGAAAGAAAAUCGCUUUGAAAGGGUGAAAAACGGAUUUAUUACCAGACCGUAAUGAUGUUAAACUAUCGAUAAUAAUAUGCAGAUUGUAAUGCCGAUAAAUAAGUGAAUGCACUGACGGUAUUUAUUAGCUAAAUUUAAUUCAGAGUUUUUCUGCUGCUGUUCCAUGAAUCCAUUCGUGUGAUAGAAUGCUCUGUAGAGCAACAUCAAAAUAAGGAUAAAAAUAUGCCUGGAUUAAUUGUAUUUCGCAGACGAUGGUCUGCUGGAAGUGAUGAUUUAAUUGUACCCGGUGCAUUUUUGUUCCUAUUUCAUUUGAUAUGGGUGUCAGUACUUCUCACUGAGAUUGCACUGAUACACUUUGAUACCUCCGUAUACUCAAUCGAAUUAUUAUGGUAUUACAAGUUGGUGUACGUUGGAAUUCUGUUCGCUUCAAUAUGCACGGAACUGAUCAUUUGUAUAAUAUCAAUGAGAGGUAGCAUCCUGAACACGGUUCCUAGAGCAUCUAUGCAUUAUUGGCUUUACAUUAAAUUGGCUGUGAUAGUAAUAGAUGUAGUAUGGCUCUCGCUGGGCGUAGUAUGGCUGAUAAAGUACUACCUCUCGUGUCAGUUGAUUGAGAGUAAGGAAAUUAUGCUAGUUUUAGUUGCAUCAAAUUGGAUGGUAAUAGUUUUUAUAUUGGCAAUUAUCUGGUGCACAUUCGAUGCAGCUGGAAGGUCAUGGGUCAAAAUGAAAAAAUAUCAACGAUCGAUGAGAGAGUCAGAGUCUCGGUUCAACUACAAACGCAGUGGCAGCCGAAAUCGGAAUUGGCGACAGCGAAAAGUUAUACGAGCCUAUCAAGACAGUUGGGAUCAUCGAUGUCGACUAUUGUUUUGCUGUAUGGGCACGUCAGAACGGAAUCGUAAUUCCUUUGCCGAGAUUGCGAAAUUGCUGAGCGAUUUCUUUCGUGAACUGGACGUUGUACCGUCAGAUGUUGUUGCUGGGUUGGUCCUGUUGCGGAAAUUCCAGAAGAUCGAAAGACAGUCGAUAGUGCGUCAGAAAAAGAACGGCAUCUACGAGUUCCUGAGCGGUGUACCUAUAACCGAACGAACGCAGUUCCUUAAAUUAAAUGAUCCAUCGGAUUACGAUCACAUGCAAACCAUAAUCCACUACAUGAAUUACGCUCUCGCUGCGUACGGCUGGCCAAUGUUUUUGAUGACCAAUUCAACAACUGCAAUUUGCAAACUAUGCACCAAAAUUACGUGCUGUCUCUCCUGUUGUGGUCGAAAAAAUCAAUCAGAAAUUGUCGAAGACAAUUGUUGCAAUUGUAACUACGCAGCACUGAAACAAAUGACUAGCAUCGGAGAUAUUGAGGUCAUUUACACCACAUUCCAUGUGGAUGUGGCCGAGACUCCGUUCUUUGUGGCCAUUGACUAUACGAAAGCCAAAAUUGUGAUAAGCAUUCGGGGUACACUGAGCAUGAAAGACGUACUAACCGAUCUUAAUGCCGAAGGCGAUGUGCUGCCACUUAGUCCACCCAGAGAAGAUUUUAUCGGGCACAAAGGUAUGGUUCAAGCGGCUGUGUACAUACAGAAUAAACUAGCAGAAGAGAAUUUGAUACAUCGAGCGUUAACACAUAAUCCGGCCAAGAAUACGGAAAAUUUCGAUUUGGUGUUGGUCGGUCAUUCGCUAGGUGCCGGAACUGCGGCCAUUUUAGCGAUCUUAUUGAAGCCAGAUUACCCUACGCUACAGUGUUUCAGCUAUUCUCCACCUGGUGGACUUUUAAGCAUUCAAGCGGUAGAGUAUUCAAAGAGCUUCAUCACAUCGGUUGUUGUCGGCAAAGAUGUGGUGCCACGAAUCGGACUCCAUCAAAUGGAAGCACUGCGGGCCGAUUUGAUUAACGCAAUUAAGCGGAGCGUUGAUCCGAAGUGGAAAACAAUUGCAUGCACAAUGAUUUGCUGUUGCUGUGGACCGGAACCGACGUCGGUUGUUGAAAUGGAAAGUCAUGACUCAAAUGUGGUCGUUUAUGAACAGCAACGAACAUCCGCCCGGAAGACGAGCACACAUCCCAAUGAUAGUUCCAUAGCGUUAACGCUGCAUAAUCCACUGUAUCCGCCGGGAAGGAUCAUUCAUAUUGUUCGUCAUCAUACAAAACCGAACGAGCAAAAAUAUGAACAAGGUUGGAGACAGGUUCUGAAACCACACGAGCCGGUGUAUCAAGCAAUCUGGGUUGACAAUAUGGACUUUGACGAAGUUCUGAUCAGUCCAGCCAUGAUUCAAGAUCAUAUGCCCGACACCGUUUUAGCUGCUUUAAAUAAGGUUAUAACAACAUUUGGACCGCGUAAGCCUCAACGACAGUCAUCAAACGCUAAUUCAUCUAUAACAUCCGAAAUAAUCGAACAUUCCAUGCUCAACCAACGUCCACAAAGUCCAUUUAUCUCAGUUGUCACACCGACAGCAUCACAAAAAGUUUGCCUCGAAACAUCAUUCACCAGCCUACAAAGUCCUUGUGACGGUCCAAUUUGGUCACAGCCAGCCAACGGUUCCAGUAAGGCGUCGUCCAUUGCCGGAAGUUUAUUCGGUCGCAGCCAAUUGAGUUCGAUACUUCAAUACGACGUGUCAAGUUUAACGGACGGACCCAGCGAUGCCACUACCGUUGUACUGGCUGAUACAUCAAAUGGGCUAUUGAAUCCGAAAUGCAGUAAAAAUGUUGCGUUUGACAUAAAACAAUAUCCGAUUACUCCGCCCAGACUCACGUCGCCAGGUGGUAUGCCGAAAAGUAUUUUACAUAGGAAGCGUUCGCUAAAUGCAAUGCAGAAACAGGCAAUGUAUGGACAACGAUCCAAUUCGGAUUUGCAACGGAAAGUGGAUUUGGUGCAUGACGACUGGUACGGCAUGGCACCAUUGGCUAGUCCCGAAACUCUAUCGGAAAUAUCCAGUAUCAGUUCACGCGCUAGUCUGGUGAACAAUUUCGCCACGUCCAUUGAAAAAUGUUUGCAUAAAAUCGGUCUGUAUGGUCAAAUGAAUGACAGUGAUCAGCAAGACAUUCUGGAGUUGGAAGACGAAUCACAGAUGCACACACCGAAGGUUCUACGACGUGCCCCGAAAAUUACAGGAAAUUUGUCACGAUGUGCGGAUGACUGGCGACAGGUGGAAACGUACAAAAGAAUGGGAAAGGUUUUCCUGACCAAUCCGCUAGUGUUAAGUGACUCCAGUGAUCAAAGCUACGAAUCGGCUAACAGUCUGAAUAAGAAGGACGACGAUCGGUGUCACCAAUUGACGCAAGAAAAUUCCAAAUCGGCCGACAACAUUGACGGCGAUAGCAAAUCUAGUGAAUCGUUCACCACAGCUAAACUGACUAUGAGUGACAGUGCGAUGCUGAGUGAGUAUCAAAGUGCGUGUACGGAUUGUUCAACAAUGAGUCGGUUAAGUGAUAAUCAGUGCAGUAAGCAUAUACGACAAACUAACACAAAUACGACCAGUUCCAGUGAAACAUACUACAGCGCACUAUCGUCCUUAACUACAUUAGAACCGUUCAACAGCCCCGGCAGUACAAAGCAAAUAUUCUCAAAAAUCGUCGAGGAACCGCAAGCUCGCAAUGUGGGCUUUUUAGAAUCACAUUUUCCCCUCCAUUCGUCCACCUCGACCGACAAUUCUGACGAUUCGCACGAACGAGACUCGCUACUAUCAAACAGUCCGAAGAUCGGCCAGUGUCGAUCGAUUCGACGACCUCAUUUCGGCGACGAAAAGAAGCGGAACAACGACGAUGUUUGCUUCUCGCGCAACGAAUCGCUGCCGUUGCUAAGCAAUUUGUCCAAAUCGUCGUCGCCGAGUAAUUUUCUGCGACGGAAAAAAUAUGUUUAUCCAAUGGAUUCGCCGACCAAAUCCACAACAUCAUCGAAUGGUAAGCAAUAGGAUUUGUGGGAGAUAGAAGUGAAAGUUGAUGAAGUUGUCGAGCAAGAGAUUUUCUAUUUCAAGGUUGGUAGUUAAUAUGUAGCUCUGGUCAUUAUGUAGUGUUGUGAGUAAUAGAACCGAGAGUCUUUUCUUUGAUUUAUCCGAUUUUUUGAAAAAUUGCGAACUCAAAAGUUGAAAGAAAAUUUUAAGUUAAAAAAAAUCGAAAUGGAGCCUGAUGAUCUCGGAUUAGAUUGAAUUUUGUUCAGAGAUAGUAAAGACCCAUUUACCACAACUCACGAAAUUGCCUAACUUCUUCUGUCCAUCUUCUGUUGCGUCUCAGGCAACAUCCUUAAAUUUCCAUGGAUAACCAAGGUCCAAUCCUAAAAAUAACUGACACACAGAGCCCAAUUAUACUAUUGCGACGAUCACUUAUCUGUAACUCCACAUGGUGGACCGCAUCAUGUCACUUCGCGGGAAGUGUAAGUUAAAAUUAUUUAAAAAAAAAAUUGAUUGAAGUGACAAAACUGGAUCAACUGGCGACCUCAUUCCAUAUAUGUUACCGGGUUUUUAUCUGAAAUGUAACACAGAAACUAUCGAGAAAUAAUUUCUUAAAAUGUGGCUCUACCGGGCAGGAUGCAAUUCUAUUUCGUUUAAUUAUAAAAAGGAAAAACAAUUUUUACAAAAAUUACGAAACAAUAUUUUGCUCAUUAAAAUUACUGAUUUAAUAAAGUAAAUGUGCCAAAAGAAUUAAGAGAAAUUCUGAGAACUAGAUUUAUAAUUAGAGCUAGACAGUGUGUGUAUGUGUGUUUGAAAACUGAAAAUGACAAGAAAAAUAAUUGUUUUAACUGAUGAAAAGUCAAUUAAAGAACGUAAGAAGAAACAUUUCAGUGAAAAUGAUGUCCAAUUACUGUACGAUGAUGAUGUGAAAGUUUGUCGUUUUUUUAUAUUUUAUAAAAUUUAACCGAACUGUAGUGAGAGCGGGUGGAACAUGUUCCUUAAACGUUUUGUCUCUCUAGUCAUUACAAAAUGUCAUUCAUCUAGUCUUAGGGGCUUAACAUUUUUAGUUCGUACAAAAUCUGGUGUAGUGAGGGGGAAACUACUUCGAAAAACGCUGUACCAUGACUUUGUGACUUUGUAUGUUUUGUAUGAAGCUGAUAGUCAAGCUGAGCCAAUGACUUUGAUUUUACGUGUAUUUGAAUAGUGACUUUUCUAGGUCUUGUACCAUGACUUUCUGGAGCAGUUUUCCCCUCAAGGAAAAACAAUUAUGUACUACAGUACAUUAGUAACUAGUCUGCUAGGAAUUUCGCUCCGGAGUGAUUCAUAAAGCGAUAUUUUAUCACAUUUUUCAAAAGGAAAUAGUUCUUUGUACAAUUAGGAAUAGAAAGAUAACAACAAGAGUUUUCGUGUGAAUUUUGUUGAGGCGUGGCCGUCAAUUUCGAUCCAUUUAAAAUUGUUCAUUCUUCAUGCAGUUUCAUUCUCUUUGCUAUACACGACAACACAUCAUCAUAAUACAUCUCUUAUUCUAAAAAAAUGAAUAAUUUUCGUUCUGAAGCAACAACUCUGAUAAUAAAAUAAUAAAUUGGGUUUCAGUUUUACAAUAAAAUUUAAAAUAAAAUCUUUAAAUAGGAAAAAGGCUAAAAAAUUCAGUAGAAACUCAGUGUUUUCAAUGGUUCAAUCAGAAUAAAAACAAAAUGUUUUUCCAAUUGAAAUUUAUAUAAUAAAACGAAAACAUAUGAAAUGAAAAGAUCUAUAAAAAAAUAAUUCACUAAAAUAAAGAUGCAAUUAAUAGUACAACAUUGAAAAUAAAACAAAAAAAAAAUUGAAAAUUAUUAAUUGUUGAUUUUUAAUAAUAAAUUAAAUUUAUAUUUAGAAAUGUAGAAUUAAAUUAUGUAAAAGCAUGACAUUGUCUUACCAUUUACUCAACUGAUUUGAUUCUUUAUCAAAAAAUGAAUAAAUAUAACGCAGCGAUGCGACUGAAAUUAA
Bradysia coprophila is the source of this 5949-nucleotide messenger RNA. RefSeq names its product inactivation no afterpotential E (gene inaE). The record is from RefSeq and is a predicted model, not a curated record. Gene Ontology annotation, biological process: diacylglycerol catabolic process; arachidonate metabolic process. Gene Ontology annotation, cellular component: postsynaptic membrane; cytoplasm; dendrite membrane. Lineage: Eukaryota; Metazoa; Arthropoda; Insecta; Diptera; Sciaridae. Gene Ontology annotation, molecular function: lipoprotein lipase activity.